GGUUAAUAUUAAAGUAACGUUACUUCUCAUUGUAAUAUUGAAUUUGUUAGGUUAUCUAGUGUUAGGUUUUCAUGUUUUCCAUUGCCUCUAAAACUAUUCAAAAAUUACUGUCAACUGCACAUGUUCGUCCGCCGAAGUGUUUCCUGUCUACAUCUAUUAGUUUGUGCAAAAAGAAUAAUAUCCACAACUUUAAUGGAAAUACGUUAAUAUCUAGAGCUACUGGUCGCAAUGAAGACCUAUGGAGUUUAUAUAACGAAGUAGUUUAUCCACCGUUGCCCAAAGCUUCUGCGACUUCAAGUGACGUGUCAGAGCAUAUUAUUCGUCCUGGUGAAGUUACGCACCGCCGUGAUGAUAUUUUAUACAGUCAAAAGAGACUUUGGUUGCUGGCUCAAUUGAUUCGUGGACGAUCGGUAGAUGAUGCUUUCGCUCAGUUGGGAUUUCGCCCAGAAAAAGGUGCUAGAAUUCUUGAAGAGGUGUUAGAAGAGGCAAUAGAACUAGCAGUGAAAGAACAUGACUUUGAGUUCUGUACAAAAAUUUGGAUAGAGUCACUUUAUCCUCUACGUGGUCGAAUGGUUCCCCGUUUAUACAAGGGUAUUAGAUCUACAGCGCAUAAAAUUAAUUUUCACUACACAAAUUUAUACAUCCGUUUAAGAGAAGGUGAUCCUCCAAAGCUUUAUCAUCCAAAUCAAGUGAAAGGAGUAUGGACUCCAGCUGCAAAUUGUCCACUGGAAGGCAGAAAAUGGGGUUCAACACGAGAAAUGGUACAUCGUGAGCUACAUAGGCUACGAAGUCGGGAGUUGAAAGGAAAUCUAUAAAUAAACUUAUAUGUUUUGUUAUAACAAGAAAAACCGAUGUGAGAUCAUUUCUGUUUACUAAUUGAACUAAGUCAAUUUAACCAUUCUAAAACUUCAACAUUAUUUGUACAUUACUAUUACUGAAAACUAGGUACAACUUUAUCACAUGAAAAACUGUUUGUAUUGUAAGCUAAACCUUGUAAAUAAAGUUGUUUUUCUAGAGUAAUUGUACUUCAUUUUUUGACACUUUAUUGCACAUACAGUUAGCUUAUUUUGGCCAUAUUGUUGUUAAGAUGUUUGGUGGUUUCAAAGUUCAUUUUAUUUAAAUUGUAAUAAUGUUAUCAACAUUGCAGAGUAGAUAUGACUAACAGCAUGUGAAUAAUAAAGUGCAGCUUGGUAAACACGAAUAAUAUUCAUGUAUUAGACUGUGAUAAACCACCUACGUUGUGUUGAAUAUCUGUGAUAUCAUGUUAUAGGCACAUUUGUUCUUUCGCUGUAAGCCCUUUUCGUUUGUUUGUUUGUGGUAUAUUUUCGAAGUAUAUCAAAGCUUUGGCUUCAAAUAAAUCUGUUUGCUUAUUUUUUAAAAUCACGAUGUUAAAUUGUCAUAAGCGCUAUAAAAAAGUAGUAAUUAGUGUUGUCUAAAUGUGCCUAGAAAAAAUUAAUUUUUAUUAACUCUAGAAAUAAUCGGCGAAGCUUCUUAGGAGUUGGCAAAUAGAACGGGUUUUUUUUACAAAUCAAAACAUAGCAUCAAUCUAUGCAGUUGCUGACUAGUAUUUUGAGGUGCUCAAGGAGUUGUCAGUUGCCA
This is a messenger RNA of Trichobilharzia szidati, 1599 nucleotides long. The record is from the annotation of a GenBank genome assembly. Lineage: Eukaryota; Metazoa; Platyhelminthes; Trematoda; Strigeidida; Schistosomatidae.